AUGUCAUCGCUGAUUGUCAACUGUACAGGCGCGCAGCUGCAAAGCAUUUCGCAGUUACCGCGCCCCGAACAAUUUGCACUUGCUCGUACAACACUUUACCUCGAGCGCAAUAACUUUUACGAGCUGCCGGCGAACACGACUUUCGGUUAUGCUAAUGUGACACAUAUUUACGCGGCGCAUAAUCGGCUCGCCUUCAUUCUGCCGUCGCAUAUCCCAUCGAAGCUGUCAGUGCUCGAUGUGCGUCACAAUCGGCUGGAGCGCUUGAGUGAUGACUUUCUACGCAACUACCUCAACGAGAGCGAUACACUGAAGGAACUCUAUCUCUCCGAUAACCCUUGGUUUUGCGAUUGCGAAUCGGAGCUACUGUUGCGCGCUGUGAGCUUACAGCGUUCACGCAUACCUGACGUCAACGAAUUACGCUGCGCUAAUUUCGCGAACACGCCACUACUAAAUGUUACCUUCUCAGCAGUAUGCACAACUCCCUUUAGCUAUUCUAGCUUGCUAGCACUGCUCAUUGCCAUCUUUUCCACAGCAGUCGUUGUGCUCUCACUGAUCGCACUCUUCUACAAAUACAAACUGGAGGUGAAAAUUUGGCUCUUCGGACACGACAUGUUUCUGUGUUGCAUCAGUGAACACGAGCUAGACAAAGACAAAACAUUCGAUGCCUUCAUUUCUUACGCCCACCAAGAUCAACACUACGUCAACGAUACACUGCUGCCGGGUCUGGAACAGGGUCGUUCGCCUUUUCGUAUUUGCACACACGAACGCAAUUGGCUCGCUGGUGCUUUUAUACCCGAGCAGAUAAUAGAGUCGGUCGAGCAGUCGCGUCGCACGAUUAUU
Rhagoletis zephyria (snowberry fruit fly) is the source of this 840-nucleotide messenger RNA. RefSeq names its product protein toll-like. Lineage: Eukaryota; Metazoa; Arthropoda; Insecta; Diptera; Tephritidae. Gene Ontology annotation, biological process: signal transduction; innate immune response. The record is from RefSeq and is a predicted model, not a curated record. Gene Ontology annotation, molecular function: signaling receptor activity. Gene Ontology annotation, cellular component: plasma membrane.